CUGCCCCCGCGGCGGGGCUCGCCCAGCCGCCUCCUCCUUUAUGUGCCUGUGUGUCACGGCUUUCCAAAAGACUCGGGCAUUCCCCAUCAGUUUAAGAUAGGCAGGCCGAGAUGAGCAGGAGGAAUGUGCCUCGGAGCUAAAGAUGAGGAAUAUGCUCUUGAAAAGAGGAUGACUGCACCUGAAGGCAUUGCUCAGAAGAGGAAGGUGUAUGCUAAUGAGCGAAAUUUCUGACAUGAGCCCUCUGGAUGAUUCUGUCCUGCGUUGUUAAGAAAGAAACUCAGAGAAUGGAUGAAGUCCUUAAAGCACAGGCUCUUGACUCUACUCUUCCAAGUCCAUCAGAGACUUUACUUUCCAUUCGACUGUUAGACUUCAAAACGAGUUUAUUGGAGGCCAUAGAAGAGCUGCGGAUAAGAAGGGAAACAGAAACUAAUUAUGAAGACCAGAUAAAUAAAAUUGUUAUAGAGAAACAGGAACUUGAAUGGCAGAAGGAAACUCUGCAGCAUCAGACUGACACACUGCAACAACAAAACAAGGAAGCCAUGGCAGCUUUUAAAAAACAGUUGCAGGCAAGGAUGUUUGCCAUGGAAGAAGAAAAGGGAAAAUACCAACUUGCUGUAGAAACAAAAGAAAAAGAAAUUGAUGGACUGAAAGAAACAUUAAAGGCAUUACAGAUUUCAAAAUACACUUUACAAAAGAAACUGAAUGAAAUGGAUCAAAAAUUGCAGAUGCACUUAACAGCAAAAGAGGAGCAUCAUAAGAAGCUGAAUGAAGUUGAGAGGUGUUAUGCUACUAUUGCAUCUCGGUUUGGGAUUGUAAAAGGUGUUCAUGGCAAACUAGAGCACAGUGUGCAGGAAGCCAUACAGCACAAUAAGAAACUAGCAUCAGUGAAUAAAAGGCAAGAGACUGAAAUAAGUAAUCUGAAGGAAGAACUGAAGAAAGUAACUACAGACUUGAUAAGGUCCAAGGUCAGCUCUCAGUACAGGGUGGGAGAAGAAAACAUCAAUCUUGCAGUGAAGGAAAAACAGUUUCAAGAACUGCAACAGAAAAUCAGAAUGGAGACAGCAGUCAGUAAAAAAGUUCAAGAAGAAAACACUCACAUUAAAGAAGAAAAGCUGGAAAUUCUCAGCUCUCUACAGUGUGUGCAGGAGCUGCUUCAGAGAACAACCCAAGCAAAUACUAGAAUGGAAAGUGAAUUAAAUGCACUGAAAAAAGACUAUCAGGCCCUUGAAAGAGAUAAUGAGCUGCAAAGGGAGAAGGCAAAGGAAAAUGAAGAAAAGUUCCUUAAUCUUCAGAAUGAGCACGAGAAGGCACUAAGAACUUGGAAAAAUGAUGAGGAAAACAUGAGAAGAGAAAUACACACUAUUAAAAAUGAGCUGAAUUCCCUUAAAGAACUUCAUAGACAUCUUGCAGAUUAUCAUCCUCCUCAGGGAAAUCAGCAUUCCGAGCAAGUGGAAAAUCUGCAGAUGCAGUCACCAGCUCAGCCCAUACCAACAAACGUGAGUGGUCAAGAACACUCAAAAGACAGUGAAAUUCAGGCUAUUCAGAAAGAAAAUGAAUCUGUAAUAAGUAAAUAUGAUAAUUGUGGAAAUGAAGAAGCUGAAGUAAAAAACACAAGGGACAAGUCUUCAAGCAUUGAGGAAUUAAAGAUAGAACAAAAUUCACAAGUUCUUGAGAACAGUUUUAAGGAUGAAAUUAAUGUUGCUAGCCCUUGUGAAUUAAAGCAAAGGGAGGCUUCUCCCAGGAACACCCUCUGCACAGAUACUGAUUUCAUUACCCAAGGACACACCUCGGAAAUGCAUGCCACUGGAUGCAGAGAGGCAGAAGAUGCAGGAACAACACACAGAACAUUACCAGAUGAAAACAAUGCAAAUUUAGAUCAAAAGCCACAAGACAGCACUGAGUCUCUGGCAGCACACCACACACAAACCAGAAAGGAGUUUUUGGGCAGUGCUGAGAGGAAAAAUGGAAGCCAGGAGACCGAUACUAGCAAGGAACUGUGCAAUACUGCAGAUGAAUCAACUUGUGCCAAGGCAGAUGCAAACUCAGAUACUAGACAGCACAACAGAAGUGUCCUCACACCUGAAGCACCCAAACCUGAGUCUGAAGCUGUUCUUUGCACUGAGAAGAGUGCUCUGCAUGAGAGAAGUACAGACAACCACCAAACUAAGGAGUUAUGUUUUGGUGUUCUACCUUACACUAAAGAGAAUUCUCAAGCACAAUACCAAAAAUGUAGCCUGCUGAAUAGUGACAAUUCUGCAGGCAGUGGAUUACAUAAAACAGAAAAACCCUUAAAUCGGAGUGGUUUACAUAGAGAUAAACUUUCUCUGGAACAGACCUACGUAGAUGCUGAAGGCAGAAAUGAUGACAGUGCCAGAAACAUGAACAACACUGGUGUUCUGGCAACUGAUGCUCAACAUCCACCAGCUGUUUGUUGUGAUAAUGCAAGUGGUGAUGCUGCUGCUGCUGCUGCAAAAGAAUGCAGGGACAAUAAGUCUCUCUUAAGUACUUUUAAUUUAUGCCCCCCAAAAACUGAGAGAGGAAUAAAUGCAGAUGACAUGCACAGCAAGCAGCCUGAACAAGGCAGUGCUAAACAAGCUUCAAAUGCUGAAGCCAAAUCUCCAGUAAAGGCUGAUGGUCUCAAAAUUGCUCACAAAAAAACCCCAAUAGAUGGGGCAUGUACAGAUGAGCUAAUUCUAUGUAAAAAUGUUAACAGUGGUACUCAAAUACACUCCAUCAAAACCGGACAUUCCCUGGAGAUUGAUACUUCAACAAAUAACUCAUUGUUAAAAGAGAAAAAAGACUCCCUGAGUAGUACAGUUCCAGGAACAAAGUUUGCUGAGGGCCACCUGAAAGAAUCAUCUUCUUUACCCAUGAGAACAUCUGGAAAUUUUGUAAACAUCAGUUUAAGGUCAUCCUUUGAUCUUUCAACCUCAGAUAAAAAAACUGAGAAAACUUCACUAUACUUGAAUUUUUUAGCUCUCAGUUCUUGUUCAAGAGUAAAUCAAAUGAGAGGUCAAGCUACAUGGACUUUAGCUUCCAAGGAGCCUUCCCUUUUGAAAGACAAACCACCAUGCUUAGUGGAAAACACAAACAUUAUUUCAAAGACACAGAGUCAAAAUCUCAGUGAAAAUGUGGACAGUGGAGAAUCAGGACAAGGUUCUAGCAGUUUGAACAGAGCUGCCAACACUUUGAAUACCUCUAGUAUCCACCGUGAGCCCCAGGGAGAGCCUAGUGAAGAAUGGAAUGCUGCAGCAAAGGCUUUUUAUGAUUCUUCUUUUCCCACAGAACAUGUUAAAGAAGGAUUUGCUGCUUUCCAGAACAAACAGAAGUCUUCUCACAUGACUGUCACUCCAACAAGAAGUGACAAAGCACUCAAAGAUGAGGACAGCUGCUCUCUUCAGAACUGCAUUAUACAAAACCAAAUAGGAGGAAUUGAGAAAUUACUGGAUUUGGAGAGACUUCAUUCAGCAAGAAAGAGAAAAUAUGAAGAAGGCCAGUGAAGAUGAGUGCCAGGAGAAAAUGAUUCUUUUAGGAAUAGAUAGAUCACACUUACCUAACCAAGAUUUGUAGAGGUAUUCCUACAGAGUAUGGUAUAUAUGUGUAGUUUCAUCUUUAAAGUAACAUGUUAACAGUUCUUAUGUUCAAAAAUGUAUACAAUUCCUACUCCUAAUGUUAGUUCUGGUUCUGCAAUCCAAUUCAAGUUAUUAUUGGCUUUGCCCAAAGUUAAAAACUUCAUAAGUCAAUGUUUUUAUAUGUGUUUAGUAAAAUUAAAUAAUUACUUAACUGUACCCUUGUCCUGUUCCUGAGUUUUGGCUGAAAUAGUUCAUUCUCUCUGACAGACUGCUCACUCAGUUUUCAGGCAAAAUCACCUCCAACUGUUUCAGAAUACAGUGCGUUCUGCAAACAUUUACAACUACAUCCAGCAGUGGCAGAAGAGCAGAUUUUUCUGCUUACCAUUGCUACCAAAUUAUUUAAAUGUAUCUGUUGUAGCUUCUGUAUCAGUGAAGUCUCUUUCAACACUGAAGGUUCAGGUAUGAUUACAGAGACAAGGCAGCAGAUUUUGCUUUUAAAGCUUCACUUCUACGGGGUCACAUUUCUCCUCCCUUCGGUCUAGGGAAUUUUUCUUACUUUAAAAAUACUUUCAUGAUCAUUUUCUGACCUCCCUCCCUUCCUCCCCACACCUCUUGCAAAGAAAGGUCCCCAUACUGUAAAAUGAACAGAAGAAGCAUAACCAAUGUUGCCAGUUUCUUGUUGCUGAUUAUAUAAGAAAAUCAACAGAAGACAUUUUCCCAUGUUAGUUUUAUUGCCUUUUUUUUUUUUUUUUGGUGUGUGUGGCAAUUUAGAAUAUUUAGCCUCUUUAAACCAAUUGCAUACAUUUUUUGGGAAACAUU
Messenger RNA from Catharus ustulatus (Swainson's thrush), 4391 nucleotides. It is a transcript of the gene CCDC73, whose product is annotated as coiled-coil domain containing 73. The transcript has 21 exons. The record is from RefSeq and is a predicted model, not a curated record. Bases 246 to 3500 code for a protein of 1084 amino acids. Lineage: Eukaryota; Metazoa; Chordata; Aves; Passeriformes; Turdidae.